GGCGAUAGGGUUUCAGUCGUCGAGCCCCUCGCUUUGUUGAAACCCUAACCCUAACCCUAAAAUUCGGCGCAUGGAACCGCGGCGGCAGCAGCAGAACGGGCUAUCAUACGACAAUCUCUUCAAUCUCGAGCCUUUGAUGAACUUUCGAUUGCCGAAACCUAGCGAGGAGUUUGAUACUUAUGGGAGUAGCAGUCAGGAGGAGAGCACAAGUAGCCAAGGUCAGGGAGCAAUGACGGGUUACAGUAACGGAAGCAUGACUGAUAGGUCUUCAGGCCACACAAAGAAGCAAAAGAGGCGUGGGUUUGAACUUGAGACCGGUUUAAGCCCUUAUGGUAGGAGAGAUGCAGAUAGUAAUGAUCAAGAUGAUGAAGAUUAUAACACAAGAAUCUCUGAAGAUCAUUACCGCUCGAUGCUUAGUGAUCAUGUACAAAAGUAUAGGAAAGUUAGGGUUCCUGAUUCUUCAGUUCCAAAUGUGAGACGUAACCACAGCUCGAAGGCUGGGAAGUUUACCCAUGAGCCAUUUGUUAAAGAGGAAGCAAUGUUUCGUGAGAUGGAUAACUCGCCAGAAUACUUUGAUGCUGAUUUUGAGUCGGAUUAUGGUGGAGAGAAUAAGUAUGGUUCCCCUCUAGAUUCUUCCUACUUGGACAUUGGUGAGGGGAUAACGUAUAGGAUCCCUCCAACUUAUGAUCUGCUUGUGACUUCACUGAAUUUGCCAAGUUUUUCAGACAUAAGAAUAGAUGAGUAUUUUCUGAAGGGAACACUGGAUUUAAGGUCUCUAGCAGCAUUUGUUGCUAGUGACAGGAAGUUUGAGGCCCGGAAUCGAGGAGGGUUGGCAGAGCCUCAGCCACAAUAUGAAUCACUUCAAGCACGGCUCAAGGCUCUUUCUGCUAGCAACUCAAAUCAGAAGUUUUCACUCAAAGUGUGUGAUGAUCAUCUGGACUCCAUUCCGGAAGGA
Molecule: messenger RNA, 955 nt
Organism: Asparagus officinalis (garden asparagus)
Lineage: Eukaryota; Viridiplantae; Streptophyta; Magnoliopsida; Asparagales; Asparagaceae
Product: DNA helicase INO80-like
Exons: 3
Source: RefSeq, a predicted model, not a curated record